GGCUGACGGCAGGGGAGGAGCUGGGUCCAUUGCCGGGUGGAGGGGCAAGGCGAGUGUCCUUAUCCUAGCGAUUGGGUUCAGGCCUGUGAGCCAGUUGGAGUCGCGGCGGCGGGAACGAUUGGGCCGAGCGGAGGAAGUCAUGUUACUCUUCGUGGAGCAGGUAACAUCUAAAGGAACAGGUUUAAAUCCUAAUGCCAAAGUAUGGCAAGAAAUUCCUUCUGGAAAUACUGAUGCCACGCCAGUAACCGAUGGAACAGAAAGUUCUUGGCAUGAAACAGCAGCCACAUCAGGGUCUCAUCUUGAGGGCAAUUCAGAGCUUUCAGAUGAUAUGUGUAAGGAAUAUGAAGUAAUGUAUUCUACGUCUUGUGAAACCACAAGAAAUGCCGCAGGCAUUGAAGAAUCAACUGAUGGAAUGAUUUUAGGACCAGAAGAUCUCAAUUACCAAAUAUACGAUGUUUCUGGAGAAACCAAUUCAGCCAUUUCUACGGAAGACCUAAAAGAAUGUCUGAAGAAACAAUUAGAAUUCUGUUUUUCGCGAGAAAAUUUGUCAAAGGAUCUUUACUUGAUAUCUCAAAUGGACAGUGAUCAGUUCAUCCCAAUUUGGACAGUUGCCAAUAUGGAAGAAAUAAAAAAACUGACCACAGACCCUGAUCUAAUUCUCGAAGUGUUAAGAUCUUCCCCCAUGGUUCAAGUUGAUGAGAAGGGUGAGAAAGUGAGGCCAAGUCAUAAACGUUGUAUUGUUAUUCUUAGAGAAAUUCCUGAAACAACACCAAUAGAGGAAGUGAAAGCUUUGUUCAAAAACGAAAACUGCCCCAAAGUGAUAAGCUGUGAGUUUGCACACAAUAGCAACUGGUAUAUCACUUUCCAGUCAGACACGGAUGCACAACAGGCUUUUAGAUAUUUAAGAGAAGAAGUAAAAACGUUUCAGGGCAAGCCAAUCAUGGCAAGGAUAAAAGCCAUCAAUACGUUUUUUGCUAAGAAUGGUUACCGAUUAAUUGAUUCUAGUGUGUAUAGUCCGCCCAUUCAAACUCAAGCACAGUAUGCCUCACCAGUCUUUAUGCAGCCUGUAUAUAAUCCUCACCACCAAUACUCUGUCUAUAGUCUUGUGCCUCAGUCUUGGUCUCCAAGUCCUGCACCGUACUUUGAAACACCACUGGCUCCCUUUCCCAAUGGUAGUUUUGUGAAUGGCUUUAAUUCACCAGGAUCUUAUAAAACAAAUGCUGCUGCUAUGAAUAUGGGUCGACCAUUCCAAAAAAAUCGUGUAAAGCCUCAUUUUAGGCCAUCCAGUGGUUCAGAACACUCAACAGAGGGCUCUGUAUCAUUGGGGGAUGGACCAUUGAAUAGAUCUAAUUCAAGGAUCUUCCCAACUGAACGGCAUAACCCAACGGUAACAGGACAUCAGGAGCAAACUUACCUUCCAAAGGAGACUCCCACUUUGCAGAUGGAACAAAAUGGGGACUAUGGUAGGGGCAGGAGAACUCUUUUCAGAGGUCGAAGACGACGAGAAGACGACAGGAUUCCAAGACCCCAUCCUUCAACAGCUGAAGCAAAGGCUCCAACACCAAAGUUUGACCUAUUAGCCUCAAAUUUUCCUCCUUUACCUGGAAGUUCAUCAAGAAUACCGGAUGAACUCUCUUUGGAGAGUAGGAUGUCUGAUGUUGUUAAAGGUGUCUACAAAGAAAAGGAUAAUGAAGAGUUGAGAUUUAGCUGCCCAGUGCCUGCAGAGGAUGAGCAGACAGACUGUAGCUCUGCCCAGCAGCUCAGUGUGAGUACAAGUCCUCCACCUACAGCUGAGCUUCCUGCAUUAAGCACAACUCAGCAAGAAAAGGAUAUAAUAGAGGGAUCCACUGUUCAGAAGGAUAGUCUCAGCCAGACGACUUUACCAGUUUCUUCCCCGACUAGUACAAAGCCGUCAAGGACAAAUACUGCUUCACCAAGUAAUAGUAAUAUAAAUGCAACUGUAGCUGUGGCCCUACAGGAACCUCGGAAAUUAAGUUAUGCCGAAGUAUGCCAGAAGCCCCCUAAAGAGCCGUCUCCAGUUGUGCAGCCACUACGGGAACUUCGCUCUAAUGUAGUGUCUCCCACCAAAAAUGAAGAGAAUGGAGCCCCUGAGAAGCCUGUUGAGAAACCACAUGAGAAGCCAGAAGCAAGGGCUAAUAAGGAUUAUUCUGGCUCUCGAGGCAAUACCAUUCCCAGGGGAGCAGCUGGAAAAAUCAGGGAACAGAGACGCCAGUUUGGCCAUAGGGCUAUACCUCAGGGAGUGACUCGACGUAAUGGCAAAGAGCAAUAUGUGCCACCCAGAUCACCAAAGUAAAAAAAAAAAAAAAAAACUAUUCAGAAACUACUCUCUCUCUUCCCAUUAAACUUGAGCCGUGGCUAUAUUGAACUGUUUGGAGGGGAGGGAGCAGCCAGAAGAGAACAGGAGAAAGUAAGUCCUUAAAUCAUUACGGAUUUUGGUGUUGUGAGCAGUUGAAUCCCAAAAUUCAUCUCUAAAGUGAUUUUUAAAAUGCUAGAGGAUUCCAAUCAGUAUAAAUAUAUAUAUAUAUAUAUAAAAAUAUAAUUUUUCUAUUUUUGUUUCUGAUUUUAAUUUGCAGAGAUUUUCUGCCUGGAAUCAAUUUUGAGGGUUCAGAUUUAGCUGGGGAAAAAACAUAUUACACAUCCUUCAGUAUAGGAGAUGAGGGAGUGAGAGAAAAUAUUUUUUGAAGAAGCAUUUCUGUAAAAAUUAGAAAUUACUUUUUUUAAUCUAUUUAAAGUUUGGCUUGGAAAAUGCCAUCUCUGCCUAUAUGGCCUUGUGUUGCAAAAGCAGAUCAUUGGCUGGGGUGCCUGUUAUGGGUAUGAGUGUGUAGAAGGGUGAUUGAAGCCAAAUCUGUUGUCAUGUUAGUAAAUGGUUUGAAAACUGAAUGUAAUACUUGAGUAGAAUUUUUUUUUCCAUUUUGAAAUUUAGCCUAUCGUUUUGAUUUUACUAAUAUUUCAUUCAACAAGGCUGUUAAGCUGAUUGUGCUUGGCGAUGUGACUACCAUCCAGUUUGAUAUUCAAGGACAGAAUGGGGCUUAUGUAAAAAAUUGGAAAUUUGAUUUUAAACCUCAGUGAAUAGGUCAAAUGGACACCAGAGGUUUCAACUGACCUGUGUUUUUUUUUUUUUUUUUUUACUCCCUAAAACGGUAAAUUUUUUUUUUUGGUUGUUAAUUCAUUUGUUACUCUCUGUACUUUAACUGCCCACCCCAAAAGCAAAAUAACCAACCGUCUACAGAAUUGUAUGUUUCUAACUGCUUUGACCAGUUUAGUCAAAUCAUAUAACAGCUGUUCUAAACUUCUCAAUUGAACAUUGAAGUAUUUUACUCUUAUGUUCACAUAUUUAGAACUCUAGAUCCCAGAAUGGUAGGGCAGGUGGACCCUACAGUAAUUUGUAUUAGUGUUAAAGAUGAAACAUUGUAACUGACUGUUGAACUGUUAAAUAGUGUAGAAGUAAAAAAGAAGUUAAAAAAAAAAAGGUUUAAUUUGAGGGGAUCUUAAUUCUGUUGACACUGUAUCACCUUCCUUCCCUCCCCUCCUUUCAAAAGAAAAAAUAUAUAUAUAUAGUUUGGAAUUCACUUGAGACAGAAACAGCAUGACCUUUUUGAACUGAGGUCAGAAAGAUGGUUUAAAAAAUUAAUGCAUAAUUUCUCAAUAAAGUUGAAGUCCUCAUAUAUUAAAUAGGCAAGUUUACAUGCUGGUAUUUAGAAUAUGGCUAAAAUAUUAAAAACCAUGUUGCAUUAAUCUGUUUUAAGUCAUACCAUGUUCAGAGUUCUGCAUAAGUGGGAUUUUGUUUUCUUUUUAGGGAUAGUUUAUUAUAGUAAAAACUGUCUCUUAUGUUAGUGAAUUACAUAUGUACAAACAAACUGUAAAUUGUGAACACUGGAAAGCACCAUUGUGACAUAAAGUAAACAUCUUAGUAAUAUAUUAAAAUGAAUGUAAAUGAGGUUAAAAAUUACGUGACUGUGAAACUCAUCUUCCAACUCUAAGUUAAGGUUUGGAGAUUUGUGUUAGUAGGUAACUAUUAAGAGCUUUGAAAACACUGCACAUUUCUGUAUAAUCCAGAAUUACUCUUUCUUUGUAACUUAUUACUCAGCAAUUACUUUUGAUUUGAUAGAUUGAUAACAUGGUAUAUUUAAGCAGUUUGAAACUAUUCAUUUCUACGUGCUAUUUUUUUAAAUUAUCUACUAGAUGAAACAUACAAUAAAACUACCUGUGCUAAAAUUUGGGGAAGUUUAGGUCCUUUUAAAAAAAAAAAGUGUUAAUAGUCAUUGAUUACAUCUCUAAUAAAAGUGCUUAUUUUGGUUUAUUUACAUAAUGCUGCAGUUGGUAGGAAUGGUAAACAUUUAAAGUGUUAACACUGUGAAUGCAUUGGAUUUAUGAAAAUAAACAAUGUAUUAAAAUCACUUGAUAAGGAUUAUAAACUUAAUUAUUGCACUUAAAAUGAAACAUUACUUUUUUUUUUUUUUUACAAUGUGUCACAGAUUUAGGCUUUACUCGUAUGCUCGUGUGACCUCCUUUUAGUCCACCCAACUUCUAAAAAAUGCGAAGAUUCUAAUUGAAACACGAGUCCUUUUUUUUUUUUUGAAGAAAGCAAGUAUGUUCUUGCUUUUUACCCCAAUGUUAUUGAAAGUAGAAAUUCAAAGACGUGACCACUUCUUAAUUCCUAAUGAAAUGUAACUUGUCUAAUUUAAUUUGCUUCUGUACAUCUAAUAGUUCCCUUUUUGAUGGGCUGUAUAGGGGAGAAUAAAAUAUGUGUAUCUAUGUGUGUAUAUAUAUAUAAAACAUAUAUAUAUUCACAGUAUGUAUUUAGUGUUUAUUUUAUUGCAGCAGACUUAAGGUUUGUAUCAAAAUGAUGCCUAUGAGUUGUGUGAAACUUGGCUUUUUUUUUUUUUUUUUUUGAGCAUUGCAAUUGAUGAGGGUUAGGGAGUUUGUUGUAGUUCAGCUAUUUAUUUGGUUCUUUAGAUUCUUUAGAUGGAGAAUUUAAAUAUCAAAUCCUCUCUUCACCCUUAUGACUUAAUACUUCCUUGGGUUGUUGGAGGCUAAAAAUAGAUACAAAUGUUAUUUCUGAAACAAAUUCUGUAUGGCGCAGUAAUCUGCUGUAGUUCCUAGUGUAUGAAGAGAACAAGAGUCACACAAGUUCAUAGCUUUGUGUUUCAUUGAGAAGGUGCAUGGAGACAUUGCAGACCCCUAUCUCCAUUUUCUGUCCUGUUAAUUAAGGUUUUCAUAAUAUCUAGCCUGUCUCUAAUACGAGUAAUUUCAUUUUUGCCAAUUAUAGACACUGGCAUUCAAAAUAGUGAUCCAUCUAAAUAUUUUUCAACUGGAUUUUGGAAGAAGACAAGGUCUUUCGGUGAUGUGGGUUUGUUGUCUUACAUGCUCCAUUUGCAUGUCAUCAAAUGGCAUGCAGAAGCUUUAUUUAUUUUUGAUUCCUAAAAUUAAGGUAGCUGGAGUACUGUUUUACAUUCCAUUUUCUUUUUAAAUAAUCAGAUUGGCUUUGCAAAAGGCAUAAUGAUGGAGUGUUAGCAUCUUCACCUAGUGUAAAGGAAAACAAGAAGGAUAUUGCUGGAGCAGAAAAUAGUAUUUCAGAGUUAACACUUCCUCUAGUUUAAUUAGUUAUGGCUUCAAUAUUUAGUAUCUUGGCUUAAAUAUCCACUGGUUUUACUACUUUGACACAGUUGAACAGUGCUGUGGUUAAGUCUUUGGUAUUUGUUUUGGCAGUGUGUGUUAAGCAUAUUUUAAAAGUACCAGUUUAUUUACAGAAAACACAAAAGGUGGAGCAGUGUAUUGCCUCUUGAUGAGUUUUUAUAAAAUCUUAAUUAUAAUAUUUUUUUUUCUAAUUUUUUAUAUUUCCUUAUCAUUUGGUGGCCACUAAUUCAACUUUAGGCUUUUUGGUGUAUGUACGUAGCUAGUCUGAGCUUCCAAGAAGAUACAUAGACACUUCAGUUUUGUUAGCCGGAUGAGGACAUUUUAAGAAGUGAAAAGUUUGUUUUCAAGUAUAGUUGAGAAUAAAUCCUCUUUUAAAAUCUACCUGAUUAUUAAAUAACUUAAAGUUUAUUUUUAAAAGCUGAGAACUUUUUAUGAGUCUUUGAGUAGACAGUUUGAGAAAGUGCAAUGCAGAUAUCAACAGACUGUGUAUAAAGUAGUUUUGUUUUCAGUUUUGCAGCAUAUCACAUCAAUAUCAACAUUGAUUUUUACCUGACUUAGGUGUCCCUUGAACAACAUCUCUUAAAUGUUGGGAGGUGGGGUUCAGACCAGUUACCUGGCUCCUGUUUUGUCCAUUGCUUUAGGAUUGUU
Molecule: messenger RNA, 6306 nt
Organism: Loxodonta africana (African savanna elephant)
Lineage: Eukaryota; Metazoa; Chordata; Mammalia; Proboscidea; Elephantidae
Gene: LARP4
Product: La ribonucleoprotein 4
Exons: 16
Coding region: 140-2314 (724 amino acids)
Biological process (GO): positive regulation of translation
Cellular component (GO): cytosol; cytoplasmic stress granule
Molecular function (GO): mRNA 3'-UTR binding
Source: RefSeq, a predicted model, not a curated record